Rhodofomes roseus is the source of this 2715-nucleotide messenger RNA. RefSeq lists its product as uncharacterized. The transcript has 6 exons. The record is from RefSeq and is a predicted model, not a curated record. Bases 1 to 2715 code for a protein of 904 amino acids. NCBI's taxonomy places the organism in Eukaryota, Fungi, Basidiomycota, Agaricomycetes, Polyporales, Fomitopsidaceae.
AUGCCAUUGUCUUACCCGACUCAUUUUGCACGUAAUGCUGGCCUUCAAACCCUCCCCGACUACUCAGACGAGCCUGAAGCCAUGAGUUUGGUUGCACCGAGUUCUUCACCACCAUUUGGAGUCCUCGAUAUCAAAGAGUUGCCCCCGGGGCUGUUUGGGAUGCUACCGGACUUCUCGGAUGAUGAUGAAGAAGAUCUCAAUUAUAUUCCAAGCCAUAAUCUCCCCACACAACGCCGCUCCGAGGAGGAGAAAGUCUUUGCAGUCCUGAAGUUCAUGUGGGAGAAUCUAUCUCGCUUCUCGCUCAUUUCAUUCCUUGUGGCGCUGUUGUCCUCGAGUUCUGGAGGGAUAAAGAACUACGUGAACACAUGGAAGGGGAAUGGUGGGAUCCCAGAACUGCUAGACCUGCUUUGGGCGAUGUCUGGGGUGCGAGAUGAAGACAUUUGCGACUGGAUCACGGAGAGGGCAGCCAAGAUUUGUGCAUGCAAGGCUGGCUGGCUCACAGACAGAGCAUCAGAUGGACCGCACCGAGCGUAUGCUGAAGGGCUGCACAUACCAGCGACGACAGUGUCUGUUGCAUGGUUGAAAUCAUUCCGUCUUGCGGACCUAACAGCCGUGUACGUGAAGACUAUGCCCCGGAGCCGAGAGAUCAUGAAGGCCAUUAUAAAUAAGGACACUACAGGGUGCACGUUGGCGAUGUUGAUGUUGCUCAAUCUGCGCAGCCAGAAGACCAACAUACACCAGGUCAUCAACAGCAUGAUCCUGUGGGAUAACCAUGCCCCAAAGUGCUUCAUUCAGCUGCUGAACCGGCUCGGUGUUGCAGCAUCAUAUGACCACCUCUGUACAUCCAUCCUCGCACUCUCCGCAAACUCGCUUUGCAUCACACGCAAGAUUGCAAACAACCCACUCAAUAUGGUCAUGUUGCCGUACGACAACUUCAAUUGGGUUUCCGGAGUCUGGGAGACCUCGGUCCUUCAUGGCGCUCUGCAGCAUGACCAGGUGUCUGCAAUGCUCAUUAACCUCACGAUCCCCGAUGGCAGCCCAACUGCACGUCAGCUCACAAGUGUGGAGCGCUUUGACGCUUCUCAUGGAGCUCAUCACCAAUUGCUGGCACAGAAGGCCUUGCAGGACAUCAUCCCGAGUGCAGCAGACCAUCGCACACUUCGUGAUGCAGCAGUCAGCCAUGUCAUGACAAUUCUCGCAGACAAAGUGGAAAGCUUUGCAGAAUUUCAUACGCUUGUUCCAACAUUUGUUGACCUGAACGCUAUCCCUGUGCGCAAAACUGAUCGCCACUACUUGCCAACGUUCGACCAAGAGCAAGGGCUGACACAUGGGAACAUGGCCGUUCUGAAACAUUACUUCCUUGACGUACUGGAGAUCCCCAAAGCCACCUUCAAGAACACCAUACUCUAUAUCAACUCGGUCAAGUCAUUCAACAGCAAGGCAAAGACUCCUGCGGCGUCCAAGACUGCAGCUGGAUCAUCGAAGGAUGCAGCGAACGCAGAGAGUGGACCGUCACGUCCGUCGCGAUCGAAGUCCGGCGCGAAGAAGGCCCAGGAGAGUUCGGGGGAGCAAACUUCCAGCAGCGAGCGUGAGGUCGAUGAACUUGGCAAUGAGUGCUACUAUAUCUAUCAUCCUCUGUACUACUACACAUCAGACGCACGGUUUUUCCUGAUGACGAAUCUCUGGGGCAGAUCAAACAGGGAUGCUAUAAGCCUACAGACACUCCGCGACUUGCUUCCAAACCGAGGCGAAGUCAAUAUUCACAAGUUCAACUUCUAUGCAUGGCUGCGUUUCCUCGACUGUGUCCUACAGGCAUUCGUGAUUUCCGCUGCAGUUUCCACCCUCAGACUCAAGGAUUCGAAGGAGCUCAGCUCACAGAAGCUCAACGGAGACAGGUUCCAUGGCCUAUGUGAGGCAGUUGUCAUCAUGUUGUCACCCAAUCGUCUCGAGGCCGAUGGACUCAAGACAGUCCAUGGGAACACAAUCGCAGGGCACGCUGUGUUAACAAUGUUUGACCUCAUGACUUUGCGCGAGAUGUGCCAUGCUAUCAAGCAUGGACAUCCUACCCGUAUCCUACGGAUCCUCAGGUUCUGGACACCGAUGUACUAUGCAGGGCGCAGCUAUAACUAUGCCCACGAAUGCAUGGAGCUGCUACACAACCUCCUACAUGAUUGGCCAGAUGAUACCGCCAAAGUACUCCUCGCUGGAAUGCUCGUCAAUACCACAGGCAAGCCUGAUGGCUUCCUCGAGGCCGAUCUCGACGUCAAACAUCUCAACUUACGGAUCAAGAGCCAUGCUCAUGGCACAAACACAACCCCCGAGAUGCUCUGCAAAGUCACUCCAUCACUUGGCCAUGUACGCGACUUGACAGAUCGCAUAUACCAAGAGACUGGUGUCCGCAAUGUAAAUGAGCAUCACGCGAAGGUCCAACAACACACUGAUGUACAGCUUCUUGUGAAUCACCUCUCGGCGUCACAUGCACUUUCAUUCCCUCUCAACCGCAUCUCUGAACAUGCCGUAACCAAUCUCUUCCAGUCCGGCCUUCAUCAGCUUGCAGGACCGCACGGUGGCCAUGCAAAGCACCUCCUGAGGCAUCAUCUUUGCCUCUGCACACAACAUGGAGACCAGAAAAGUGGAGAUACUCACGCUCCAGGUGUAUCCGCAGAGAUCCUGGACAUCAAAGAUGAGCUAGUCAAUGCUGAGGAUGAAUUAUGA